UGUUUUUUUUUUGUAAAAUUAUGUUGCUACUAUGGAUCAAAUUUGAGCAGAAAUAGUUAUUGAUGUAAAAACCAUGGUAAUACAAAAAUAUUGCAUUAUUACUGUUAAAAUAUUGCAUGAUCAGGAGACAAAAACCAAAGAAAAACCAUUAAAAAUUGCUAUAAUCAUGUAUCAAAAUAAAUGUACAAUAUAAUUAAUGUAGUCUAAAUGAUAAAAACACGUAAUAAUAGCUUGUAUAAAACAAAAAAACAAUAAAAGGUUAUUUUAAAAAUCGAUAAUACACAUUUGGAGCAAAUAAACAAGUAGUAAGCAUUAUUUGACAACAGGGGGCAGCAUCAAGCUCAUUGAACAAGACUAAGCAAGAGGAAGAAUAACAGCGGAAGUGACGCACUGAUUAUUCAAAAUAAUAGUCUAUCUGCUAUGUAGCCUUUUUGCCUCUUAAAAUCUUUAACAAAUGCUCUACUGGUUUAUUGAAAAUAGUAUAAUUAAGAUGUGACAGAUAUUUAAAAAAAACAAUUUUGUUUUGGAGAAUCCACCUGCAAAGCCACAGUUUUGCUGACAAAAUGAGCGACGUUGUGGAGAAAACGCUGACAGCUCUGCCGAGCCUUCUCUCUUUAGAUUCGCAGCCUGGCUCUGCAAAAUUGUCUUCCAACUCCAAACUUGGAAAUCUAAUCAGAGGAAUUACCGAGCUGACGUCCAAACAUGAAGAGGAGAAACUAAUUCAGCACGAACUGUCAUCUAUCAAAGAACAGGUGUCGUCUCCAAACACAACAAUGAGGCAGAUGAGGGAGCUGAUGGUGAGGGCAGUGUACUGUGAAAUGCUGGGGUACGAGGCUUCAUUCAGCUACAUUCAUGCCAUUAAACUGGCUCAACAAGGCAAUGUCCUCGAGAAGAGAGUCGGUUAUCUCGCUGUUUCGUUGUUUCUGAAUGAAAAUCAUGAGCUUCUUCUUCUACUUGUAAAUACUGUCUUAAAGGAUUUGCAGAGUACAAACCUCAUCGAGGUGUGUAUGGCUCUCACUGUUGUCUGCCAAAUAUUUCCUAAAGAUAUGAUCCCUGCAAUCCUUCCUAUAGUGGAAGAAAAACUUAAUCAUCCAAAAGAAAUUAUUCGAAGGAAAGCCGUCCUGGCUCUGCAUAAGUUCUACCUGAUUGCACCAAAUCAAGUCCAGCACAUCCACAACAAGUUCCGUAAAGCUCUGUGUGACAAGGACCCCGGUGUGAUGACUGCGUCCCUGCACAUCUACCUACAGCUUAUCCAGGAGAAUGCUGAAGCGUAUAAAGACUUGACAGCCAGUUUUGUCACCAUACUGAAGCAGGUCGUAGGAGGAAAGCUCCCCAUGGAUUUUAACUACCACAGCGUUCCGGCUCCGUGGCUUCAAAUCCAGCUUUUAAGAAUUCUUUCAUUACUUGGAAAAAACGACCAGAGAACAAGUGAGGUCAUGUAUGAAGUCCUGGAUGAGUCUUUGCGAAGAGCAGAGAUGAACCACAACAUCACCUAUGCAAUUUUAUAUGAAUGUGUAAAAUGUGUUUACACAAUCCAUCCUAAAUCUGAGCUGUUGGAAAAGGCUGCAACGUGCAUCGGUAACUUUGUUCUGUCACCAAAGAUAAACCUCAAGUAUUUAGGCCUCAAAGCCCUGACCUACGUGGUCCAGCAGGAUCCAAAACUUGCUUUGCAGCAUCAGAUGACUAUCAUCGAAUGCCUUGAUCACUCUGAUGUCAUUAUCAAACGAGAGACGCUGGAGUUGCUCUUUCGGAUCACGAAUGCCCAGAAUGUCACCGUCAUUGUGGAGAAGAUGCUGGAUUUUCUGCGCCUCAGUAAAGACGAUCACACAACUGUGGACCUUGCAGGGAAGGUCGCAGAACUCGCCGAAAAAUAUGCACCGGACAAUGAAUGGUUCAUCCAGACCAUGAACGCAGUGUUCUCACUGGGUGGAGACAUGAUGCAACCUGAAAUCCCAAAUGGUUUCCUUAAAUUGCUGUCUGAAGGGUUUGACAGCGAGGAGGAAGACAGAAAGUUGAGGCUUUUUGCUGUGAAUUCUUACAUUUCUCUGCUCCAAGGCGACCCCAGCAAACUGCCCCAGCGUUUCCUUCAAGUCAUCUGCUGGGUCCUGGGGGAGUAUUCGUACUUGAAGGACGAUCUGGACCCAGUGGUGGUCCUCAGGUUACUCGCCCAGCUGCUGGACAUGAAGGGCAGCAGCAGCGACACCAAGAGCUGGGUGUUGGUGGCAAUGACCAAGCUCUGUUGGAGUGAAACCGCCGUGUCUGUGGCUCAGCAGGUCGCUGAGACGUACAGCAGCUCUUUUGACACAACGCUCAGACAAAGAGCGCAGGAGCUGCAGCACCUCAGCCGGGACUCUCAGCUGCACUCCAGGGUGUUGCCUCCAGGGGGCAGCCUGGAGCCAGUGGAGGUUGAUUCCUCUCUUUCCUUUCUGGAUGGAUUCGUGUCGGAGGCGUUGUCUGCCGGCGCUGCUCCUUACAAACCCCUCCAUCAAAGGCAGGAGGAGCUGUCCCGGUCAAAAGCGCUGAGCCUGGAGCCCUACGGCCUGUCUCUGCCCAUCAGCACAUCCUCCUGCAGCAUCACAGACAGACAGUCUCCCACACUGCUGUCCACCAGCUCCGGUCUGUCAGGAGACAGCACCGACUUCUCCCACAGAGGAAGCUCUACAACUUUAAAGCUGGACGGGGUGAGGAGGGUCUGGGGAAGGGAGGGGUAUUUGGCACAGAAGGAGCCGGUAGAGGAAGUAGCCCAGGUUGAGAUUCCCAGUCCACUGCGAUCUCCGGGUCAGCAGGGAGAUGCUGACAGCUGUCACAGCAGGACUCCAACAGCCAACCCCGAGGGUGACAGAGAGAAGCAGCAGCUGGCCUCCUCGCUCUUCGGAGGACUUUCUUCUCAGAGCUCCGUGUGUCUGAUGGAAAAAUCUGAGCGGUUCGGAAGGAAAGCCAAAGGUCAGCGUGCGUCCUCCACUCCAAACGAGCAAAGAUCCGAUCCGUCCGUUUCCUCUUCCAGCGCUGUGGAUAACUUGCUGUGUAACAACCUCCUAGAGGAGAAUUCAGAACCCAUCGAUUCUUCAACCAAGCAGACAUUUCAGCAUCCUCAGAGCCUCCGUGUUCCAAACGGCGCUUGUGAUGCAGAGGCGAUUAUAAGCGACGACGAUACGAAGGGAAGAAACCGCCCUGUCAGCCCUGAGGAGCACGUGGAAGGAGAUGAUUUUCCUCCAUGUGAAGACAAAUCUAAAGACCUCAGUCUGACAGCACACCUCCCUGCAGAACUUUCUGGGUUUUCACACUCAGAAAUAAUUCCUUUGUGUUCCAACCGAAGCCUGGAUCUUUCUGCCUGUCAUGUGCAAACAGACAACACUGUAGUUCUGGUUGUUUUUGUUACAAACUCCUCAGAAGACGCCAACCUCCAGAUACAAGUGUUGAGUGAGGAACUUGAGGUGUGCUGUCCGUGUGAAAGUCCUGUGGAGGAAGUAAGAGGUCAUAGUGUGUCGGUGCGUCAGUAUUCUUUAACUGUAAAAAGGCCUCUGGUUCACUUUGAGCUGGUCGGGAGGUUAUCUUACUCUGCUGCUGGGACGCUACAGUCAAUGCAAUUCUCAUACAAACUUCCUCUAACAAGCUUCAUCAGACCUUUGACGGUGUCGACUGAGGAAUACGGGUCCAUGUGGUUGGCCUUCUCCCACGACACAAAGCAGAACCUGACACUGAUGAAAGAGGAGCAGGAGCCCCUCAGCGCCACUCUGAAUGCACUGAAGAAGAAGCUCUCGCUUCACGUUGUAGAAAUCAUAGGUGUGGAGGGUCUGGUAGCUUGCAGCCUCCUGCAGGAUCAGCCCUGUCUCAUGCACUGCCGCGUGCACGCCGGCAGGCUGGCCGUGUGGCUGCGUUCGCCGGUGGCAGACCUCCCUGACUGCCUGCUGUACCACUGUCAGAGAGCUUUGCAGGAACACUGACUCCGCCCCCCAGCUGCAACACCACCAAGCCCUCAGCCACAGAACAGAAAGCACCGAUGAAGGACGUUUCCAAACACAACAUGGAUCUAAGAGCUAAGAAGUGUUUGCUUUUAUUUCAAAUCUCUUCAUAUGAUAUUGGUUGAUAAUUUAAAAAAAACUGUAGACAAUAACAUCAGAGCAGGUAAUAGUCUCAGGGCUGAAAAGAAAAACUUUUUUUCCUAAAUAGUAAAUAGGGCUUCAUAAGUACUUAAAGACUGACUUUAAUUUUAUUUCAUUUUUAUUUAUAUUUUAUGUCAUUUCUGGUAUUUGUUCUGUUCACUUGUCACUUUUUUCUUAAAAGGAUAUGAAAGAGAUUCACCAAGUUUUCUUUUUUUUAAUUUACAAACUAACAAAAUUAAACAUUUUUGAGGAAUUUAAUUAAAAAUUCAGGUGAUAUGGAAA
Messenger RNA from Oryzias melastigma (Indian medaka), 4385 nucleotides. RefSeq names its product adaptor related protein complex 4 subunit epsilon 1 (gene ap4e1). The transcript has 21 exons. Gene Ontology annotation, biological process: intracellular protein transport; receptor-mediated endocytosis. Gene Ontology annotation, molecular function: cargo adaptor activity. The record is from RefSeq and is a predicted model, not a curated record. Gene Ontology annotation, cellular component: AP-4 adaptor complex; membrane coat. NCBI's taxonomy places the organism in Eukaryota, Metazoa, Chordata, Actinopteri, Beloniformes, Adrianichthyidae. The coding region runs from base 564 to 3944 and encodes 1126 amino acids.